UGACGCGUGGGAUUAAUCUCACGAAAAUUGCAGAAAAAAUGAACGGAUGCUCUGGGGCCGAAUUGAAGGGUGUAUGUACUGAGGCGGGUAUGUACGCACUACGAGAGCGGCGAGUCCAUGUCACCCAAGAGGACUUUGACCUCGCCACAGCCAAGAUUCUCAACAAGCAUGAUGACAAGGAAGUGGCGGUCUCUAAGUUGUUCAAGUAGUUUUCAAAGAAAAAGAAUCGGAAGGCAAGCAAUCUACGACUUUUAACAAUACCAAUACUACCUACCUACUAUUAUUCCCUUAAUUUAGCAUAGCCGUACAUACGGGGUACAAUCACUGGUCCACAGUCUGCUGCUAAGAGGAUCCCGACAGCCUUCCGUGAUUAUAGAGACGCGGCGCUGGUUACACGCCGACAAAACCUCCCUCAGGCGAAGUCUGAUUUGGAUUUCUCUUCGGUAAGUACAGAUAAUAAGUAGACCAACAAGUGCACGAUG
This is a messenger RNA of Aspergillus versicolor CBS 583.65, 482 nucleotides long. RefSeq lists its product as uncharacterized. Bases 39 to 209 code for a protein of 56 amino acids. The transcript has a single exon. Gene Ontology annotation, cellular component: proteasome regulatory particle, base subcomplex. The record is from RefSeq and is a predicted model, not a curated record. Gene Ontology annotation, molecular function: proteasome-activating activity. Gene Ontology annotation, biological process: proteasome-mediated ubiquitin-dependent protein catabolic process. Lineage: Eukaryota; Fungi; Ascomycota; Eurotiomycetes; Eurotiales; Aspergillaceae.